AGUCGUUGCUAGCAGCUCGGAACGGGAGGAUGGCCAGCGCAGUGGAUAUGUCAGGCCUGCUCGUGGCCAAAAUAGUAGCCAUGGUAGUGCUGGUGGUGAUUACUGUGCUCUGCGGCAGCCUGCCGUACAUCCUGGACCGCUGGUUAAAGUGGACCAAGAAGAGUCCCGAGGAAACCCGUGCCUCGGCGGUGGUGCGAUGUCUGCUCUUCUUCGGUGGCGGCGUGCUCAUAUGCACCACCUUUCUGCACAUGCUGCCGGAGGUGAUCGAGGUGGUGGAUGCCCUGCAGCAAUGCGGAAUGCUUGCGGUGACGCCGUUCGCCCUGCCCGAGCUGCUCCUCUGCACCGGCUUCUUCCUGAUGUACGCCUUGGACGAGCUAAUGACUGCGUUUGUGCGACGUCACCAGCAAAAGCUCAGCCGGAAGGAGUCACUGGCUAGUGGGGCCUUUGAAAGGGGACACAGCAUACGGCAUAGUGUCCUGCUAAAGGGGAAGGAUACGAUGAGAGAGGAGGUUAUAGUUGCGGAAUCUCAAGCAGUGAGCGAUAAACACGAGCACGGCCACGGGCACUCACAUUUGCCAGUGCCAACCGGGGAAGGAUCCUCGGCCCGGGGACUGGGCAUUAUCCUGGCACUGUCCCUGCACGAGCUUUUCGAAGGAAUGGCCAUCGGUCUGGAGAACAGUGUGAGCACGGUUUGGUUUAUGUUCGGCGCAGUGGCCGCCCACAAGCUGGUCUUGGCCUUCUGUGUUGGCAUGGAGCUGCUGGUGGCCCGAACCCGCGGCUCUCUGGCCAUUGUCUAUUUGGUAACCUUCUCGAUUGUCACGCCCAUUGGUAUUGGGGUGGGCCUUGGCAUAAGCGAGCAGGUGGUGGCGGGCCAACCCAGUCUGCCCUCGGGAGUGCUCCAGGGCAUCGCUUGCGGAACCCUGCUGUACGUGGUAUUCUUCGAGAUUCUCACCGAGAAUCACGCGGGAUGGCGAGCCCUUAUCUCAGCCCUGGCUGGUUUCAGUCUCAUGUUCGGACUGCAAAUUCUGUCUGAUGAAGCGGAAGGUGAUGACAGCCUCUCCUGUUCCUAAGCCAUGCAACGCCACUUCAACAGGAACCCCCCCCCUGGUUCCUUUAUUUUUGUUUUAAUGAGUCUUUUUUUUUUAGUUAAUUAAUUAUUGUAUAAUAAGACUGGAUUAAUUUUGUUUUAUUAAGGUAUUGAACUGCUCUCUUUGUGAUGCUGUAGGAAAGAGAUUCCGCCUCUCUUUAAUAGAUGAGAGAUCUACAUCGAUGGCUGCAGCAGGGCUUGUAAGUGACCCUGUGCAGGUACUGAAACUGCUACUCCUUCUCCUCCUCGUAUUCCGGAAGCACAGAACAGCAACAACCAGCGCCGGGAUCCAGCCAACGACAACGUUGACUCAAUGUCACUCACUCCAGUUUAGAGGCUGCAAUUAAAACUGGCAUCUCUGGACUUUAUUA
Messenger RNA from Drosophila kikkawai, 1458 nucleotides. RefSeq names its product Zinc/iron regulated transporter-related protein 42C.1 (gene Zip42C.1). Gene Ontology annotation, biological process: zinc ion transmembrane transport. Lineage: Eukaryota; Metazoa; Arthropoda; Insecta; Diptera; Drosophilidae. Gene Ontology annotation, molecular function: zinc ion transmembrane transporter activity. The record is from RefSeq and is a predicted model, not a curated record. Gene Ontology annotation, cellular component: plasma membrane.